AUGAAUCGAGGUCGACGUCGUGGUGGCGGUCCGAACUUAUCAGGUCUUCGUGAUGGUGUGAAACGUCGUCUAUUUGAUCCCCACUCUGUUCCUACCAAACCUGAUCCUAAGUUCGAGGUCAGCCGUUUGAUACCUUUCUCCGUCCCUAAGGUUACCAUUAACUCAUCUUUAAGCGAUUCCAGCGCUAACAACAAUCCAGACGUAGUAAAAGAUGAUAUCGAUAGUUUACAGAUAAAUUUGUUUGAAAUAACGGCCAAAAUGGAAGCUGCAUUUCGUUCUGGUCCAUUUUAUCACUCAGUUCCAGAGCUAUCAGAAGGAAUCGAUGUAUCGUCUUUAUUAUCCAGUAACAGCUUAAAUCUCAGAAAAAAAUCACAAAAUAUGGUAUCUCUUUUACAUCUUCUGGUCUCUCAUGAAAUUAAUCAGUGGUCUGACGAAGAUAUGAAUAUAAAAGAACCUGAGGAUUUCUAUCCCAAAGAACUGAUUUCUCGAACCCGAAUCAAUUUAAAAAGUAAUAGGCGUGCCACGCGAAAAUCAAAAUUGGCUUCUCGACGUAGUAAGCAGAAUUACUGCGAUAUUGAUCAAGUUAUAACUGACAGUUUUAUCCAACAAGUCACUGAAACUGUUCCAGAAAAUGACGAAGAUGUAGAGAAAAUCGAUGUAAAUAAUAGUGAAAAUGAAGAUGCAGAUUCAGAAGAUGCUCGGUGGAAUGGUGAUGUUAAUCAAAAUGAUGAAAUUGAUGAACUUGAUGAUGAUGAAUUUGAUAAUGAUUAUUGUCAAGAAUAUUUCGACAAUGGUGAAAAAGAUUUUAGUGAUGAUGGUCUAGGUGGUGAUGAUGAUGGAGGAGGUGCUAAAUAUUAUGAAUAA
Schistosoma bovis is the source of this 864-nucleotide messenger RNA. The record is from the annotation of a GenBank genome assembly. NCBI's taxonomy places the organism in Eukaryota, Metazoa, Platyhelminthes, Trematoda, Strigeidida, Schistosomatidae.